Molecule: messenger RNA, 3231 nt
Organism: Cyphomyrmex costatus
Lineage: Eukaryota; Metazoa; Arthropoda; Insecta; Hymenoptera; Formicidae
Exons: 2
Coding region: 1-2658 (885 amino acids)
Molecular function (GO): RNA binding
Source: RefSeq, a predicted model, not a curated record
AUGAGCGUCAUAAUCAGACUACAAAAUCUAGCGUGGUCCGCCAAUGCAUUGGACAUACGCCAAUUUUUCAGAGGUCUAAGUAUCCCAGAGGGAGGAGUUCAUAUUGUCGGUGGCGAAUUGGGAGAUGCGUUUAUCGCAUUCAGCACCGAUGAAGACGCCCGCCAGGCAAUGAUGCAUGAUGGCGGCAAGAUCAAGGAGAUGAAGAUCAAGCUGCUACUAAGCUCACGCACCGAGAUGCAAAAAGUAAUUGAAGCUGCUCGACAGCAGACUUUGAGUUUACAAUGCAUUAUGCAAACCACGCCGGUGGCGGUACCGCCUGUGGUUCCCGGCAAACAACCUGGUUCCCCGACGGACAAAAGAGACAAGGACAACGACAGCGAGUCGAGCAAGGACCGAAAGGAUAGACGCGAUCGAUCAAGAUCGCGGGACCGCUCGCGAUCGCGCGACCGUGACCGUGACCGAGAUCGUCGCGAUCGAGACCGCGGGAGAGACCGACGACGACGAGAUCGUAGUAGAUCUCGAGACCGAGAACGUGAUAGACGAGAUCGGCGUCGUCGCCGAGAUCGAUCCAGAUCGCGUGAUCGCACGAGAUCGCGCGAUCGCGAUUCAAAAAGAAACUCUACGAAUGACAGGCGUAAGGAUAUUAACGAGGAUGACAACAGCGAAGUCGUAUGUGUAGGUCAGUUCCAAAAGGACAAGGCAUCGACGGCUACAUCGAAAAAACCCCUCGAGAAUGGCGUGUGGGAAGUUCCACCACAAACGCAGAUGCAGGCCGCUUUGUUGGCGCCAAGUAUCUUGGGAGCUGGCGUCGCCGCUCUGUCCCAAGACUCGGAAACUCAGCGUUCAGCCAUGGCUGGCUUUGGUGCACCCGUGAUGGGUCAGCAGUCGAUGUUGCAACCUGGACAAUUCUCUAUAAACGGUCUUAACGGCGUCGGUAAUCUCAUGCAACCGCACAUGCAGACACUCGCCGGGCACACAGUGGGCAUAACAUCCUUAUCGCAGAAUCUCAACACUAGCACCAGUCUACCGAAUUUGAGUGGUCUCGCAACUCGUCCCAAGGAACCUUGGAAUCAAAACGAGCAAAGUAGAAUGGACCAAACGGGACGAUUCUCCGGCGGCCGAUCGAAUCAAUUCGGUAAUCAGGAAUACGGCACUACUGGCAAUUAUCGUGGUACCAGGCCGAAUAAUCCUUUCCUGAACAAGGUGCAAGAACUCGAAGGCCGUCGCAAUCCACAUGCGUUUCAAGCUAGCACCUCCAACUUUGGCAACUAUGACAACGAUCGACCAACAUCCGGUAGAAAAUCCAGCAGUUCGAGAUUCUCCAAUGAGAAUAAAAACGGCAACGGUGGAGGCCAUUGUGUGGAAGUGCGCAAUAUGCCAUUGAGUGCAACAUACGCGGAUCUACGCCAUGCGUUCCAUGGUAUCUAUAUUAGGAAGGAUGGCAUGAAGAUAAUCAACGAUAAUCAUGGUAACCGCGUAGGUAUUGCGUAUAUCAAAUUCGGUAAGGUCGAAGGCAAAGAACUUGCGCUAAGCACAACGAGAUACGUGCGAGGUUCAGAGGUAGAGGUACUCGAUUUGGACGAGAGUAUCUUCGAUAAAGCAGUGAAUUCUUACUCACCCGAAAAUAGGGAAGAUGGCACCGAUGGCGACAUUAGGAAUUCUAUGUGCAUCCUGCUGACCGAUCUACCGUCUUUCACCAAGGAGAUGGACAUAGCCAAGCUGUUCCACGACUGGAAGAUCAACGAUCUCUUCAUCACCAAUAGUAAGGAGACUGGUACCACUCAGUAUAUGGCUUACGUGCAAUUUGCGCGACUCGAGGAUGCCAAAUCAUCUCUGAGUACGCCGCUUAAGAUCGGUAGUAAGCAAGUAACUGCGACUGCGAUCAGCGAGGAGAAAUUCGCACAAGCGAAACGCGAACACGAGCAAGCGAGCAUGAACCAAACGGAUUGUGUUCUCAUGCGCGGUUUGCCAUUUCAGACAAUCGACCGAGACAUUUUCGAUUUCUUCUCGGACAUCGGCAUUGUACCGCUCUGCAUUCAUAUGAUGCUCAAUCAGCAAGGCAAACCAGCCGGCGAAUGCUUUUGCGAGUUUGAUUCGGCCGAGAAGGCGGAACGCGCGAUUACCAAGAAUGGUUUACCACUUGGCAAGAACAUACCAACUAUCGAGUUGGUACCACGAGUUAAGAUGCUUGAAACUCUCGGCAUGAUGGAGGCGCAACAGCAAACACAACAGCAACACUUUCCGAUGCAAGAGCAACAUCAGAGACCACCGCGCUUCUCCGGCCCGAUGGGCCAUAUGCUGCGUUUCGGCAACACCGGCUUUGGACCUCGGUGCCCGCCUGGUGGUUUAAUGGGUAUGCCGCGUCACAUGAUGAGUCGUCAUCCACCGUCCAUGGACUAUGUCGAAGGUUUUGGUAAACCUGGCUGCGUGUUAUCACUGGAGAAUGUUCCGUUCAAAGCGGACAUUAACGAGAUUAUCGAGUUCUUUGGUGAUUUUGAUGUGAAACGGGAGAAUGUAAUUCGUCGCUACAACGAAAGGGGUAUGCCGACGGGAGAUGCGCGCGUGGCUUUUUCGUCGCCCAGUGAGGCUCAGCGAGCGCUCAAGGAACUUAAGCAUUGCAAGAUGCGAGAACGUACCAUAUAUAUGAAAGUAGCGUGAGAUCCAUCAUUCCGCCACGGAGAAGCUGAUGACAGCACAUAAAAGGACACCGUCACUGUGGUGAUGAUAUCCGGUCGAAUCGAAUAUAUUCGUACCAAAAGUUCUAUGUGUAUGGAAUGAAUGCAACGUCUAAUAAGACGUCUUCUGAGAAUUAUCACAAGAGUUGGUUUUAUAUAAAAAAGUAAGAGGCCAGUAGAGAUGCUUUGAGAUGUCUUUUAUAUGAAAGAUUAUACUUCCUUAUUAAACUAGCGCCAAUCUGCGUGUACAUAGAAUACAUAACUUUUCUUUAUCCAUCCAUUCAUAUCAUGCCAUACCGCCGAAAUUGUUUUUAUUUGUCGCAAUUAAAGGCAUUUAACUGUUUACUUAUUGCAUCAAGAACUGUGUUUCAAACACAUAAUGUUGUAACAUUAGAUCGUAACAGGUAUAAAAACGUAUUCGCCGCUAACACAAUAUGUAUCAUUACCCAGGGGGUAUAGACGAAUGUAUAUUAUGAAUGUAAAGAAUUUUAUUAUCUUAUUUUUAAUAUCACAUUACACAAUACCAAAUAAUGAUUUAGUUAUGGAAACAAAAGAA